This is a messenger RNA of Stylophora pistillata, 3361 nucleotides long. RefSeq names its product lipase maturation factor 2. The record is from RefSeq and is a predicted model, not a curated record. NCBI's taxonomy places the organism in Eukaryota, Metazoa, Cnidaria, Anthozoa, Scleractinia, Pocilloporidae. Gene Ontology annotation, cellular component: endoplasmic reticulum membrane. Gene Ontology annotation, biological process: protein maturation.
CUUUACAAUGUCGACAGGUUGUUGUUUUGCUUCUUCUUUCAAGAUUAAGUGGUCAUUGGCGCCCAAUUUGAAGUGAAAUUUGUCUUCUCCUUUCGUGUUUUUUUUCUCAGAACACAAGCGAAAUAUCAUCAAAAUAGGAAAAAACCUUGAAUCGAGGACAUAAAAUUAUUGCGCGGGCUAAGCGAGUAAGCGAUGAAUGGCUUCAGACUUAAAAUCUUCCAAGCAACAUCAACAGGUUGUAAGACAGGGCUUUCUCUGGUGCAUGGCAGCCAUCUAUUUAUUUGCUUUCACCUCUCUUUACGUCCAAAUACCAGGUCUCUAUGGACAUGAUGGCCUACUCCCUGCAAGUUACAUUUUGCACGACUUGUCAUCAUGCAUAGAUAAAAGUGCUGCUUGUCCAUUGUGGGCCUCGUCAGGAGAGUGUAUCGCAAACACGGGGUGGAUGAUUGAGAACUGCAUGAAGUCUUGUAACAGUUGCCAUGCACUGGACAGAUCCUUUAGUGGAUUGUUCAAGACCACACCCACUCUUUUAUGGGUGACACCAUAUUUGGGACUGGACACACCCACAGGGAUGGAGUUCUUGUGUGUCAUUGGCAUUUUACUUUCGCUGGUUCUCCUUGUGUCCCAAAGAUGCCGUGACUGCCUAGCUUUCCUGAUGCUGUGGUUUUUGUACUACUCUAUGUUACCAGUUGGUCAAAUAUUUAUCCAGUACCAGUGGGAUGCACUGUUGUGGGAAUCAGGAUUUCUGGCCUUUCUGGUUGCUCCCUGGAACAUUGUUUUUGCACCCUGGAAAAUUGGGAAACUAACACUCUUUAAGUGCAGGCGUCUCAGGUGCAUCUCAAGGCAUCAUGACACUGUAACCCUGUGGCUGGUUAAGUGGUUAUUGUUUCGUCUGAUGUUUGCCUCAGGAGUUGUUAAACUGACAUACAUGGACAGAACAUGGUGGGAUCUAAGCGCACUUACCUGGCAUUACGAGUCUCAAUGCAUACCCACACCAGUUGCGUGGUACUUUCAGAAGCUUCCUGUUUGGUUCCAUAGACUCAGUGUGGUUUUGACAUAUGUCAUUGAGAUCGGAAUUCCUUUUCUGGCGUUUGCUCCUGUGAGAAUUCUUCGCGUGUUUGUUUAUUGCAGUGAGGUUUUUCUCCAACUGUUGAUUCUUCUCACUGGUAACUACAACUUCUUCAACCUACUGACAAUCGUCUUGUGCAUAUCGGUGCUUGAUGACAAGUGUAUUCUCUCUCGUAUACAGUGUUUCCUGUGCAGACGGUGCAUGCGUUCAAGCUGUUUUUGUGCGGCAAACCAGCGAACAAAAGCUAAACCUCGUGUCGGAUACUCAGAGGUUAAACAAGAGGAGAGCUUAGAGGAAGACGUGGAAGAAAAAAUGGCCUCCAGAAGUAAUAAAGAUUUAGAAGCAGCACAAAGUGAAAAUGCGUCAAGUUCAGAGGAUAGGAAAACCGUAUCGAAGAGAAGCACUAGCCCAGAAGAAAGUUCAACAACCUCUCAACUUGUGGAGUAUGUCUUACACUGGAUGAACUCGCUUCAUGAGAAUUCCAAAUUCACUCAGGCGAGGGAUUUCCUGCACAGCAAAAUGUUUGGUUGGAUAAAGCUGGCCUCUAUCUCAAUCUCGUUUGUUUUCGUUUUGAUAAUUAUCAUUGUUUGCACCGUCAAGUGGUUCAGUAUUAAGAUCACAAAAGACGAACCUAUCCACUGCAAAACAGCAUUUACACCUGAACAGCUUGUAAACACAGUUCAAUUCGCCACACAGUUUGCAUUGUGGAUGGGUUUUUUGUCUCUUUUAAUCGAAAUACUGGGAGCGUUUACUAGGUGCCUUUUGGAGCAGUGCAGCAAGCGUACUAAGGCGUGGCAGUUGUUUCAGUGUCUCUUCUGGUCUGUCGUGGGUUUAUUGAUGUUUUCUGUCAGCUUGUACUCACUCACAGCAGUUGAUCGUGUUGUCCAGCGAAGCCUUCCCAAGACGUUUGUUAAUUUGUAUCGACAUACGGCUUAUCUGGAGCUGACCAAUGCUUACGGCUUAUUCAGAAGUAUGACUGGGGUUGGUGGUCGGCCCGAGAUUAUCAUCAUAGGCAGCAACUCAAUGGACGGUCCUUGGGAGGAAUACAACUUCUUAUACAAACCUGGCAACGUUUAUCAGCCACCGCCAUUUGUUGCACCUCACCAGCCUCGCUUGGACUGGCAAAUGUGGUUCGCAGCGCUUGAAUCCUACUCUGAAAAUCCAUGGUUUCUGAGCUUGAUUCAUAAACUAAUGAAAGGACGUACCGAUGUCUUACAGCUGAUGGGUCAAAAUCCUUUCAAGGAAACUCCACCGCGGUUCAUCCGAGCGCAACUGUUUCUAUAUCAUUACACCAGGAGCACUUCAAGUCUGUGGGAAGUUUUGUUCCAUCCAAGAGGCGAGAAAGCCUGGUGGACGCGGGAAUUCAACAAAGAAUAUUUACCAUUCGUCGUCAGUAACAACUCUAUGUCGACAUUGGAGAAUAUACUGGAGAAACAGAGAAUUUACCGGCCAAAUUUCAAGCCAGAGAUCACGUGGGGCUUCCUUUAUCCGCUGAUACGGAACUUGAGGGAAGCUCAUAGACAAACUGCGCCCACCACUCUCAUAAAUGCUCUUCUCUUUACGGUGGUCACGUGUCUAGUGUUCAAAGUUUGGUGGAGAGGGACUGGAAGAAAGUUCUGCACGCUGUCUUUAUGUCGAGUUCGCGAUAAGAGUAAGGCGAACUUGAAAGCUUUUGGCAAGGAGGAGUACGCAGACGUUGUGGAAGAAUCGACAAACAGAAACGUCUCUUGUUGGAAGUGGAUCGAUUUUACUGGCUGCUUGGAUAAACUGCGUGAGAUGAGCCGGGUGACACGCGAGAAAAUCACGAUAUGGUGUGGCUCUGUGUUUUGCAAGCUUCAAGAAAGUUACCAGAGAUGCACGAUCUUAUGGAAGACGAGGAUGCCUUCUGUUAAGAAAAAAGCAUAAUUCACGAAAGAUCCAUUGAAAUACUGUUCACUCUUUAAGAGGCUCGUCAGCUGGCUGCAUCCCUUUCAUCGCUUCAAAGUAAGGAGCGUCAGUGAACAAUCUACAGAUGGCUACUACCGUUCCGUCAAGAACGUUUUUGGCAAAGAUCGCUAUGACUCGGCACUGAUACGCAAAAUGCAAAGUGUUUCCUUCCACCGAAGGGAUUGCUUAGACUGAAAGGUAGCAAGAUUAGGCAGCCAAAUUAAGAAACUUUACAUAGUGUCUUUUCAGUCCAGGUCUACCUUUGACAGAUUAACAACUGGUGGAUACAAUGUGAAAAUUUAUUUAUUCAUUCACUCUGGCAUUGAUACUUUAUUAUUUAUUUACACAUAGAUAUUUUUUGUUUAU